Molecule: messenger RNA, 2640 nt
Organism: Drosophila navojoa
Lineage: Eukaryota; Metazoa; Arthropoda; Insecta; Diptera; Drosophilidae
Product: endoplasmic reticulum metallopeptidase 1-like
Biological process (GO): proteolysis
Molecular function (GO): metalloexopeptidase activity
Source: RefSeq, a predicted model, not a curated record
AUGGGGAACACGGAAAAGCUGCUACUUAUCGAAUCCGCUGAGUCUUGUCUGUUGACCAAGGACAAGUCUAGUUUUAAGGUACCUUGGUACUUCGCAACUGGAUUCCUACUGUUCUGGGGACUGCUCUUUUUUGCCAUCGUAAUUCCAUUUUUCAAUCGCUUACCCACGGCUCGUACACUGGAUGACGCUGACAAACAUGUCUUCAUUGCCGAGCGAGCGUACAAAAAUCUAUAUACCCUAUCGAAUAUUGGCACCAAAUUAGUCGGCAGCAAGGAGAACGAAAUCGAAGCAGUGCAAUUUCUUCUCAAUGAACUUGCAGACAUCAAGGAAGCCUCGCUUAAGGACUAUUUCGAUAUGGAAAUAGAUUUAUCACAAGCCUCAGGAUCUUUUCCAUAUAAAACUGCGCUGAAUGUCUACCAAGGUGUUCAAAAUAUUGCAGUCAAACUGACUCCAAAGAACUGCACGUCUGAGACGUACCUCCUCGUCAACAGCCACUUCGACUCGAAGCCUUUCACUCCGUCUGCCGGCGAUGCAGGAUUCAUGAUAGUCACAAUGUUGGAGGUUUUACGUGUGAUAGCAACGACAAGGGAAACCUUCCAGCAUCCGAUUGUCUUCUUAUUUAAUGGAGCCGAAGAAGACAUGAUGCAAGCAUCGCACGGAUUUAUUACGCAACACAAAUGGGCUCCAAAGUGCAAGGCUGUUAUUAAUCUUGAAGGCGUUGGUGGCGGAGGCCGAGAAAUUCUAUUUCAGAGCGGACCCAAUCAUUCGUGGCUUUUAAAUUACUACAAUAACUACAUUAAAUAUCCUUUCGCAACGAGUUUUGCGGAGGAAAUCUUCCAAUCUGGCAUUAUACCGUCGGAUUCAGACUUUACUCAAUUUAGAGAAUAUGGCAAAAUUCCCGGUUUGGAUAUGGCACAAAUGAGCAAUGGAUACGUCUAUCAUACAAAAUAUGACGUCAUCGAUGUGAUACCUCGCGAUGCCUUGCAGAACUCUGGAGACAAUGUACUUAGCUUAGUAAAAGGCCUGGCCAAUGCAAUAGAAUUACAGGAUACCAAGGAUCACACGGGGGAAUCCGCUGUCUUUUUCGAUUUCCUGGGACUCUACUUCAUCCAUUAUUCAAAGACCACAGGAAUAUUCCUAAACAUUGGUGUUGCGGCAGCUGCAUUUAUUCUGAUUUUUAUUUCAAUGUGGCGCAUGGCAGCCGUUUCUCAAGUUUCGAUUUGCCACGUGGCAUGCUGGUUCACAUUGGUGCUUAUCAUCCAGGUUAUUUCUUUUGUGCUCGGACUAGUCCUCCCGGUUAUUGUAUCACAUGUAAUGGAUAGUUUUGGAUUAUCGCUAGCAUUCUAUAGUACACCGAUACUGGAGAUCGGUUUAUAUGUAUGCCCCUCACUCAUUGGCCUGAGCUUACCCAUCGCAAUCUAUUAUGCUCUACAAGGAAAUAAAAUCAUCUCUACCGGCUAUCAUGUACAACUGGCAUUACAUGCUCAGGCCGUCAUCCUGGCUAUUCUAGUCAUUUGUCUCACGGCAUUUGGAGUGCGUUCAGCAUAUAUUCUUUUGAUUCCGCUAAUAUUCUACAUAUUAUCCUUGGCCUUUAACUUAUUGACGACUCUACACGAUCGUGGCUACGCCUGGGCAGGACUUCUUAAAGCCAGCCAGAUAAUUCCUUUCCUGCACAGCAGCUAUAUCGUUUAUGUUCUGAUUGUAAUUCUUACUCCAGUUUGUGCUCGAUCAGGAAGUGCUUCUAAUAAAGACUUGCCCGUAGCUGUCUUGGUAGCAGCAGGAACGGUUCUUUCCUUUGGUUUCUUGGUGUCGCUUAUCAAUACUUUCCGACGUCCAAGCUUAGUGGUAUUCUCUCUGCUGGCGAUCUCAGCUCUUUCAAUAUACCUAGCAAGUAGCACACAGAUCGGUUUUCCAUUUCGACCAAAGACCAGCGGUCAGCGUGUGGCCUAUCUGCAAGUACGGAAUAAGUUCUAUGAGUAUGACGGAACCCUCAGCAAGGACGAAUCGGGGUACUUGUUCAAUUUCCAAGAUCGUCGCAAAGAAUCUACGUUUGUAGAAGCAAAUGUUAAUCUGACUGGCCUGUACAGCAUCAAAUCGAAAUGCGAGAAGCAAAUGAUGUGUGGCAUGCCUUUGUAUGACUAUCGCUAUGUUCUGAAUCGACUUGAGAGCAAAUUUCUGCCACGUACCAAUCCCAUCGAACCACCAGCAGAAACAAAAUUGGAGUUGAUAAGCAAAACGGUACAAAAUCCAACAACCGUUCGAUAUGAGUUCAACUUAACAGGACCUUCCCACAUGAGUUUGUUUAUCCAAGCCUACGAAGACGUUGAGAUAAGCAACUGGUCAUUCUUACGUAGUUAUCUGGAUAAUCCCCCACCGUAUCCAUUGUCAUAUCACAUAUAUUUCGUUUACGGCAUUGAUAACUCUCCGCUCAACUUCUUUUUGGAGUUCACUAAGCCAGAUGGAGAUUUCGAAGUACCGGUAUUCCAGCUGGGAGUUUCUGGCCAUUAUAUUGAAUUAGAAGGUGAUGCUGAAAGCCAGGAAUUCGCAUCGACGUUCCCAUCCUACGGAAUUCUAGCGACAUGGCCUGUACUCUACCAACGAUUUAUUUUUUAAUAAUAUUUUAUAAAUAAAUAUUUUUUG